This is a messenger RNA of Notolabrus celidotus (New Zealand spotty), 2620 nucleotides long. Its product is annotated as obg-like ATPase 1. Gene Ontology annotation, cellular component: cytoplasm. The coding region runs from base 134 to 1324 and encodes 396 amino acids. The record is from RefSeq and is a predicted model, not a curated record. NCBI's taxonomy places the organism in Eukaryota, Metazoa, Chordata, Actinopteri, Labriformes, Labridae. The transcript is spliced from 11 exons. Gene Ontology annotation, molecular function: ATP hydrolysis activity; GTP binding; ATP binding.
CCGACCAAUCACAGAUCCCUUACAUCAGAACACUUCCGGUUUGCUCUCAAACUUGCCUUUCCAGUGGAGCGGCUGGUGCGAGCACAUAUCAGAGAAGCCACCACGUAGACCAUAGGCUUAAAAAUCCAUAAAGAUGCCCCCCAAAAAGGCAGAAGCCCCCAAACAGCCUCCUUUAAUUGGACGAUUCGGAACCUCGCUGAAAAUUGGAAUAGUUGGAUUACCGAAUGUCGGGAAAUCCACCUUUUUUAACGUACUGACCAAAAGUCAAGCGGCUGCUGAGAACUUCCCCUUCUGCACGAUCGACCCAAAUGAGAGCAGGGUACCUGUGCCAGAUGAGCGCUUUGAUUUCCUCUGCCAAUACCACAAACCAGCCAGCAAAGUUCCUGCGUUUCUUAAUGUUGUGGACAUCGCUGGUCUGGUGAAGGGGGCCCACGCCGGACAGGGACUUGGAAAUGCCUUUCUCUCUCACAUUGGUGCUUGUGACGGCAUCUUCCACAUGACCCGUGCAUUUGAUGAUGAGGAUAUCAUCCACGUGGAGGGUAAUGUCGACCCAGUGAGGGACAUUGAGAUCAUCCACGAGGAGCUGCGACUAAAGGACGAAGAGCUGAUCGCUCCGGUCAUCGACAAACUAGAGAAAACUGCUGUGAGAGGAAGCGACAAGAAACUCAAACCUGAAUAUGACAUCAUGUUGAAGGUUAGGAACUGGGUGGUGGAGGAGAAGAAACACAUCAGAUUUUACAACGACUGGAACGACAAAGAGAUUGAGGUGUUGAACAAAAACCUGUUUCUGACAUCCAAGCCCAUGAUCUACCUGGUGAAUCUCUCCGAGAAGGAUUACAUUAGGAAGAAGAACAAGUGGUUGGCAAAAAUCAAGGAGUGGGUAGACGCUCACGACCCUGGCGCUCUGGUUAUUCCUGUGAGCGGAGCCAUCGAGUCUAAACUGUUCGACAUGGAGGAGGAGGAGCGGAAUAAGUACUGUGAAGAACAGAAGACGCAGAGUGUUCUGACCAAAAUUAUCAAGACCGGCUACGCAGCACUACAGCUGGAAUACUUCUUCACAGCAGGACCGGAUGAGGUGCGGGCGUGGACUGUCAGGAAAGGGUCCAAGGCCCCACAGGCAGCAGGAAAGAUCCACACUGACUUUGAGAAAGGUUUCAUCAUGGCUGAAGUGAUGAAGUACACUGACUUCAAAGAAGAGGGCAGUGAAGUUGCAGCCAAGUCUGCCGGGAAAUACAGGCAACAGGGCAGGAACUACACUGUGGAGGACGGGGACAUUAUCUUUUUCAAAUUCAACACACCCAACGCACCUAAAAAGAAACCUUAAAGCGCACAAUCACCGGAGUGGAGAACUCAGAAUACAGUUCAGUUCAGCCUAAAGAGUUACACUUUCUGCUGGUUUUUAUAUGUGUCUCUUAAAUUAGUGGACCAGCUCAUGGCUUGGAGGUUUUCUCAACCAGCCUCCCAGGUCUGGACCAGUCUAUUGAAAUAAUUCAAGACAAUAAAUGUUCCUGUUCAGGAAUAACUUGCAUUCCUACAAAGUUUUGAGCAACUUGUUUGACUGGCUGUGCAAAAACAUGUCUGAAACACGAGAUUCUGCUUUGUAUGACCUCAGGAAAAAAAGGUGUAAAUGUAUAGACAGAUGCAUGAUUUACAAGAAAUCAUCUGAUAUCACAAACUGAUGCUACUUAUAUGAUCUUUUUUUUAGGGCAGGCCUUUUCUAGAUGUUUUUUGAACUUGAGCUCUAACUCACACACAGAGGAGACAUUUUGUUUGCUCUUUUCCCCAUCAAACAAUAUUCACUUCCUCUGAGAAGAGCCUGCAAUUCAGUCAUUACUAUUAAAAGACCUCCAAAAUGAAUAACCAAUAAAGUCUAACGUCAUUAAAACUCUUUAGAAGAGUUACUUAAAACAGGCAGACAUGCUCAGUUUGUUUAACAGAUCUGGAAACAUUAAAACCUGAAAAAAACAAGACGAUGAGUGAGAGCAAUACACAGCAUAUGUAUUUGCCCAGUUAGCAAUGAUUGAGUAAAGUCAGAAUUUGAUUACAACCUCUUUUUUUCUCAGUUCAUUCAUGUUUUUUCUCAAGUUAAAACAAAAAUCUUGUCCAAUGAUGCUAUAAAACAGUGUAACAAGAUGUUUGACUGCUGCUGUGUGUACUACUGAGAGACACUGAAGCCAUCAGUCCGUGUAACACUACAGGUCAGAACUGUGCUGUAUUGUGAGAUAAAAAUAGUAUUUCGGAGAGAGGAAAUCAGGCGUCCCUGACAGUGCCUGAACACAGAAUGUUGUAAUUUCUGCUAUCACUGGCUUCUUUUGGGCUAGUUAAAAAAAAAUCCACAAAAUACUUCUUGACAUUAUGAGCUUCACUUGUCACAUUGAGACACUGCUUCUUCAGAAAUCAACUACAGGAGGGCUCCAUGGAUCAUCAGCUUCUUUGAACUCUCCCUUUUCCCCUACACGGUGGGUCUUUCUCUAUUUUCCAGAGCAACAAACAAACCUCUCACCAAACAUUUUUCCAAACUGUGGAAUAAGCUUGAAAUUCUGAACACCAAGGGAGCCAAAAUAUAAUAAAUGUCUACCCCAUCAAUAUGCAUGUGUCAAUAAAAGGUGAUGAACCCGUC